This is a messenger RNA of Pseudoliparis swirei, 6961 nucleotides long. It is a transcript of the gene dlg2, whose product is annotated as discs, large homolog 2 (Drosophila). Gene Ontology annotation, molecular function: neurexin family protein binding; small GTPase binding; kinase binding. Lineage: Eukaryota; Metazoa; Chordata; Actinopteri; Perciformes; Liparidae. Gene Ontology annotation, cellular component: neuromuscular junction; plasma membrane; postsynaptic density membrane. Bases 1172 to 4264 code for a protein of 1030 amino acids. The transcript is spliced from 28 exons. Gene Ontology annotation, biological process: exocytosis; chemical synaptic transmission; intracellular protein transport. The record is from RefSeq and is a predicted model, not a curated record.
UAUGGAAUAUGAAAAUACAUGGAGUUAUUUGAGAGCCAUGCAUUUUCUCCCACAGUUGGCAGACAGGUAUUUUCCUACAGCCAGGCGUCGCCCUGGGGAAGCGCUUCAUUUCGCCCCGCCGCUGGCUGCUGCCGUAGCAUGGAUGCUAGUUAACUAGUGAGCAACACGCAUGUUUAUCUUCAUCCGCAGGAGCGCAGUGAGCACACGGCGGAAGAGUUUUUAGUGGUGUUUCUCUCAUGAAUGGCUGUUAUCUGCCCCAUGACACAUGCUCCCACGUAAGUCACCCCCUCUAGAUACUGACUCUGAAGUGACUGUUACGUUACAUGUUAACUCGUUAUAAGAAAACGCGGGGGACUAAUGACGGACAUUUCUUUUGAAACUCGACAUUCGUUUGAGUCUUCGGUGGAGGGUGGAACCUUCAUCCUUCAGGUGUUCGCUGUCGGCCCGGAUAACUGAUGUAGACAGGCUCCUCAGACAGGACCCUCUAGGACCCAGUGGCGCCCUGGACGGGGUUAACCCGGGCCAGCCCUCAGACCUAACGGCCCCUCGCACCGGACACCGGACCAGCUUCUCUUCACCAGGACUGGGAGGACGUCGCGGCUCGGUGCCCCCCGUCUGGGUCUGGUCCUGCACUGUAACCCGUAUGUCUGUGAGAGGGCCUUUGGACCAGCGGUGGAUCUAUCAUGACAAGGCACGCCUGUGGUCUGCCAGCUGUACAGCCAGAGGAGGACCCAGACAGGAGUAAUACACAGCCUCACGUGCACAAUGGAUUCAACGCAGGGCUUCCCAAGAGGACUCACUCAGAGGACCUGAGUUCCUGAAGGCACCCAGAAGAUAGUGGAUUAGGCAUCGCGGCAAGAGAGUUUAUCUGAGGUUUUUGUGGAUUACGGUUAGCACUGUCAUCUGAGACAGAGACACACCUGUGAUCACAUGACAUCAUCGUGCUAAAGUCUAGUCUGGAAUAAUCUUACUCACUGGACACAGACCGACUUGGAGUCCCUGGACUCCACUUCUACAGCCUCUUGUUGAAGUUGUCCUCUCGGAGUGCUUGGAGAAGAACUACUUUGGUCAAACCCCUUCCUGUUUUCUGUAAUCCCACCAAGAGGAAUGACCAUGCAUUGAAGACUGAACUGGAAGCCUUAGCAAGAGUCAAGUUUACAAAGAGUCAGCCAUGCCUCUCAGAAAAAAAGACACAGCUCGAGCCCUGGGGCUUUUGGAGGAGUUCUGCACUAAACUGAGGAAGCCGGAGGAGCAGCAGCUCAAAACUGCCAUUCUCAGAGUAAUGGGGAUUUUCAAAAGCAACUUGUUUGAAGCUCUUCUUGAUAUCCAGGAGUUCUAUGAAGUGACACUGCUAAACACACAGAAGAGCUGUGAGCAAAAGCUGGAGGAGGUCAACCACAUGGCGGACAAGUGGGAGAAGAGUGUUUCUUUACAAAACUCUGAGCUUACCUGUCCAGUGGAGGAGCAGAGAGAGCAGAGCAGCUCAGAACCCAGUGGGAUGGAGAAGAGAGAGAUCGGUUCCAGGACGUCUGAGAACAGGCCAUCAGCAGUACAGGGGCCACCCCACAACGGCCAGCCCCUACCCUGCAUGAACCCUGCCUUGAUGAAUGCUCCUUGGCAGUACCACUCCCAAGAAGACGACUCUCCGCCUCUUGACCAGGGAUUCCUGCGGCUCACCAACGAAGUGCGCGCCCCUGAGCUUGUGCACGUGUCCGAGAAGAAUCUAUCUGAGAUCGAGAAUGUGCACGGCUACGUGUCCCAUUCCCACAUCUCUCCUCUCAAGCCUGCACUGGUUACCCGUUUUGAUCUUGCAUACCCCGGUGUGACCACAGCAAACUACAUGGCCAGCCCUGCACCAAUAAUCGUCAACACAGACACUUUGGAGUCGGUUCCUUAUGUCAACGGCACAGAAAUUGCAUACGAGUUUGAGGAAAUCACUCUGGAGCGGGGUAACUCAGGUUUGGGCUUUAGCAUCGCCGGAGGCACAGAUAACCCACACAUUGGUGACGACCCCGGCAUCUUCAUCACCAAGAUCAUCCCUGGAGGAGCGGCAGCUGAGGACGGACGGCUGAGAGUAAAUGACUGCAUCCUGCGGGUGAACGACUCCGACGUGUCUGAAGUAUCUCACAGUAAGGCAGUAGAAGCCCUGAAGGUUGCAGGUUCUAUUGUUCGGCUGUACUUGCGGCGCCGCAGGCCGAUGCUCGAGACCAUCAUUGAGCUCAAACUCAUCAAAGGACCAAAAGGGCUUGGCUUCAGUAUUGCAGGUGGAGUUGGAAACCAGCACAUCCCUGGGGACAACAGCAUAUACGUUACCAAGAUCAUUGAUGGCGGGGCAGCAGAGAAAGAUGGCCGGCUGCAAGUAGGAGACCGGCUGUUAAUGGUGAACAACUACAGCCUGGAGGAAGUCUCCCAUGAAGAGGCCGUGGCCAUUUUGAAGAACACGUCGGAUGUUGUUUACCUAAAGGUGGGAAAGCCCACCAAUGUCUACCUAUCAGAUCCCUAUGGGCCUCCUGAUAUCACACACUCUUUCUCUCCAGCCAUGGAAAAUCAUAUCUCUUCCCCUGUCAACAGUGGCACUCUGGAGUACAAGUCUGGUCUCCCUCUCAUCUCCCCCGGGAGUUAUUCCCCCCUCCAUAAGCACUUACUUGGGGAAGAGGAUAUAAACAGGUUGGAUGGCUUUUCCUUCUUACGAAAUCCCUCGUUAGACGAUGGGGAGGGUCACAGGUUUGAUUCCCAGCACUUCCAGUUAAGGCCUCCUGAGCCAGUUUACAGCACUGUGAACAAACUAUGUGACAAAGCACCCUCCCCCCGACACUAUUCCCCAGUGGAGUGUGACAAAAUCCUCCUCCACUCCGUCCCCCUCCCAUAUCACUUAAGCCUGUUCCCUGACUCGGACUUCACCAGGGAACCCAGGAAGGUGGUGCUCCACAAAGGCUCCACAGGCUUGGGCUUCAACAUCGUGGGCGGUGAAGACGGAGAGGGCAUCUUUGUCUCCUUCAUCCUGGCAGGAGGGCCUGCAGACCUGAGUGGAGAGCUGAGGCGAGGCGACCAGAUUUUAUCGGUAAAUGGCAUUGACCUACGAGGAGCCACACAUGAACAAGCAGCAGCAGCACUGAAGGGAGCUGGACAGGUGGUCACCAUCUUUGCCCAGUACAGACCAGAAGAGUACGGGCGUUUUGAGGCCAAAAUCCACGACCUGCGGGAACAGAUGAUGAACCACAGCAUGAGCUCUGGGUCAGGAUCCCUACGAACCAAUCAGAAGAGAUCGCUUUAUGUCAGAGCACUGUUUGACUAUGAGAAGUCAAAGGACAGCGGCCUCCCCAGCCAAGGGCUCAGCUUCAGGUAUGGAGACAUCCUCCACGUCAUCAACGCCUCAGAUGAUGAGUGGUGGCAGGCCCGUCGUGUCACCCCACACGGGGACAGUGAGGAGAUGGGUGUCAUCCCCAGCAAGAGACGGGUGGAGAGGAAAGAGCGAGCGCGUCUAAAGACUGUGAAGUUCAAUGCCAAGCCGGGGUCAUUGGAUUCAAAAGGGUCAUUCAAUGACAUACGUAAAAAGAAUUUCAUCUUUACGCGAAAGUUCCCAUUCUACAAGAACAAAGAGGGUGAGCAGGAUGGCAGUGAUUCGGACCGGAGUCAAGAGGAUUUCAUUCUUUCAUAUGAGCCUGUGAUGCGGCAAGAAAUCAAUUAUGCCAGACCCGUCAUAAUCCUGGGGCCGAUGAAGGACAGAAUCAAUGAUGAUCUGAUAUCAGAAUUCCCAGACAAGUUUGGUUCUUGUGUGCCACAUACCACUCGGCAGAAGAGGGACUAUGAGGUGGACGGGCGAGACUACCACUUUGUGAUGUCCAGAGAGCAGAUGGAGAAGGACAUCCAAGACCACAAGUUCAUCGAGGCGGGACAGUACAAUGAAAAUCUCUAUGGAACGAGUGUCCAGUCUGUGAAAUAUGUUGCUGAAAGGGGAAAACACUGCAUUCUGGAUGUGUCUGGAAACGCCAUCAAACGACUACAAGUAGCACAACUCUAUCCCAUCGCCAUCUUCAUAAAACCUAAGUCCAUUGAUUCAUUAAUGGACAUGAAUAAGAGACUGACAGAGGAACAAGCCAAGAAGACGUUUGACAGGGCGAUGAAGCUGGAGCAGGAGUUUGGUGAAUUCUUCACAGCCCUGGUUCAAGGAGACACCUUAGAGGACAUUUAUAGCCACUGCAAACAGGUGAUAGAGGAACAUUCAGGACCCUAUAUCUGGAUCCCCUCCAAGGAGAAACUAUAAUAACUCAUCACCAUGGAAGGGAGCCUGGACAGACGAGUGAUACGUUUGUUGUAACAUGUGAUAACUGUAUGGCGAUGAAUUCAUAAAUAACUAUUGUGUUAUAUGUUUCAUGUGUUGUUUUUUUUCACUUUUGUUUGGUAACUGCUUCUUUCACUCAACAUGAAUGUUCCUGAAUGUAUUCCACAAAGUUUUAGGAAGAUUUAGGUCUUGAAACAUGAACGUUUGUAUGUUUCUGGAUUUUGACUUAAACACAGAGGAAAAUAAAUGUGAUGAAAGCUAAGGAACUGGGGAGUGUGUGGGGGCUGGAGGUGUGGUAUUGUGCAGGCGUCUUUUCUUUGCUAACAUUAGACGGAAAGUAGGUAUUCCAACUGACACACCCUCCCCUUUCCUUAACACUGCAACAAAGAAUCAUAUGAAGUUUAAUGUGUUGUCUAAUUGUGGGUCUAUGCAUCCCCUGAACAAAGCUUAGCUUUGUGUUUGUUUACAGCUUAUUUUCCUUCUUGGAUUACUGUAUUUAUUUCUCUGACAUGAAAAUGUUUUGUUCGCUGUAAAACGUUCACUAUUUAAAAAAAAAUCUUAUUUAAAAAGCACAUCACUCAUUCAGCUGUUGCAUUGACAAUGAUUAAAGGGAUAACGCUGCUAUUGGCAGAUGUAACACUAUAUUUUGCUACUUAAAUUGCUGGGGAGCACAAAAGCACAUAAUUAUUUAUUACUGAAACAAACUUUGAUUAAAAGGUCAUUUACACAGCAUGCUUUAUUUGAAUGAUGUAGUUGUAUGUUGGGACUGUGUUAGGGUGGAUGGGAACACUGGUGAAAGAGACACUUCAUUAGAAUUGGAGUGGAAAGGGUCAAAUAGUAAUGAAAUCUAAUACUGAAACACUUUUGUCUUUUGACAGUGGAGAAUGGGAAUUCAAAUAAAGAACCAAUACUUUUCUAAAGUAGCUCGUAGAACACGAAAAUGAAGUGAAAGCCAACAUUUUACAAAAAUACAGCCAAGUAAUACAUAUUGAUAUUCUGUGGAACAUUAUGAAGUCACUAAGACUAAUACAGGUGAGCUAGAAGCAGACACUAAUUAAGUCAGCUUGGUGUUCCUGAGUCUUAAUGACAGACGUUAGAUCAGGAUUGGAUUCAUAGCUAAGGAGGACCCAACACCCAGUCUGGCCCUGCUCUCUGGUUCAUAUCCAAUAUCUUGGUGUUUCCCUGUUUAGCCGCAGUAGAGGGAUUGUAACAUUGUAACACAAAGCAGGAAUUUUUUACUAAAACGACUGUUGAUUUGUUUAACUCUUAUUAGUUUCAGAUACACUUUUGAAUACCUUGUAUUGCUUAGAGUCCAGUACGAACAGGAGGAAUGACUACAGCAAGCAAAAGCUGGUUCAAUGUGCAUAUGGGCACUUGACUAUCAUUUUAAAACGGACAGGAAAAAUUGUUAGGCUGCCCCUAACAUAAACAUUUAAACUUGCCGAUCAUGGACACAAUACACUACUAGACAUGCGUGUCCUCAGGCUGAAUCACUAAUAGUCGCCAACAGAGGUACAAUCACGCCUGACCUCCUCCAAGUUGACCGGGAGACAAUUGCAAUCUCACUUCUGAGAUUCUUGCAGAAACAAUGACUCAACAGCCCUUUUGAACUCACACCCAGCCAUGCAACAAUGUUCAGGAGACAGGACAAUAACCCCGAGGGAGCAACAUAGAGCUCGGAGGCUGAGACCAGCCUUCUGAGAUGUAUUACUGUUUGUUGUAGAAGUGGAUGAGCCCUGACGUCAUGAGCAGACGCAGCACGGUACAGUGUAUGCACCAGUUUACUCACCAGUGGCUUGUCUUGUUUUCAGGGCAUUAAGUAAAACAGUACUUUGCUUUGUUAAACAUCCAAAUUCGUAUGUACUUAAAGCACUGGGAAUGACUGAUGCACCAGUGUGAUAACCCUCCUGUUCUGUUAUACUGCAUCUCCCAUUAGUCGUUAGAUUCCCGUGACAACAAUCUGGGUGAUGGAGAAUAUAUUCUAGCAUUCCUGCUAUUGGAUGUUUUUCCCCAAGCUGUUAUCAAGUAAAUAUAGUAGUCACAUUGAAUGCUGGUAUGUUUCAUAUAUUGGUCACCACUUGCCUUAAUGGAGUAGACUUGCUCUACAUCAGAGAUGAAAGCUUGUAAAUGUACUUUUCCUUAAUGCAACGUUAUAUUUAAUCUCCCUUUACAUCUAAACUUCAGUAAAAGAUGGCGCUUGUAUAUAAGGUGUCAUUAUAAGGAGGGUGCUGACGCCUGAUAAAACUAAAUUAUUAAUAUGUAUUUAUUUUCUUAAAGAUUAGCAUUGCUGUGGCAAAAAGAAAAACAUUUUAAAGGUCUGAAUGCUGGGACACGUCAAUAUUUUGAUCCUUGUCUCUCGAUAUUGUUUUUGGUCAACAAUAUGACAAGUAAAAUAUCGCUUCAUACACUAGCUUGAUUAUAAUGCUGAACCUAAUACACUACUUUCAAAGUCAUUGUGAGCAUCGUAACACAUUAACAGGCCAGCGGGGGUUUAUGUGUAGAAAUGUAAAGGAUGUCUGACCUAUGCAUGUUGCAACUGUCUUCUGUUUCCUCUGGAUGUGCACUCUUCAACACAUCUGAAGCAGGGACGUACUCACUGUGGGAUCAAACUGCCGAUUUGAAUCAUCCAACCCAGACUUAUGUCUAUUUUAAACUCAAUUAAAAAACACUGUUGUAAGA